This is a messenger RNA of Phycodurus eques (leafy seadragon), 6538 nucleotides long. Its product is annotated as UPF0606 protein KIAA1549. The coding region runs from base 107 to 5566 and encodes 1819 amino acids. The record is from RefSeq and is a predicted model, not a curated record. NCBI's taxonomy places the organism in Eukaryota, Metazoa, Chordata, Actinopteri, Syngnathiformes, Syngnathidae. The transcript has 23 exons.
CCUGCACAUGUUCUGGCAGAAGAAGACUCAGACGCAGGCCUGUCCCUUUGGAUGAAUCUUCUUUUUAGAACUGCUUGAAAUGCCUUGACCUAACCGCCAGCGUAUAAUGGCAGGAUUAGUCUCCUUUGUGGGUUUGGUGGCAGUGGUCAAGACCCACAUGGCCGCCCGUGGUCCCGGCACAGCGGUUCUGGGGAUGACCCUGUUGAUCAACGUGAUAGCCGCGGACUCACCUGUUGCAGAUGAGUCUCUAUUAGCCUCAACACACCACGCCAAGGGAUUUCUUGGAAAUGUUUUGAGUCCAACAAGGCCAUCACUAUCACCCUUGCCAACCUUUAUCGCUACCACCUUUGAGAACCAAGACACACAUGGCACUCAACCACUCAAUCCGCAACCCCACCGUGAAUCCUUCACACUAAGUGACCUCGAUGCAAAAGAAUCACCGCCUCUUUAUACUCCAUCAUUACAUCCAUCUCAACUUGUUUUGGGAUCUUUUACACAAUUAGAGGAAUAUAAACAUUCCAUAGACUGGAGGCUGGCUCAGAUCAAUUCUGCAAAACAAGCAAUUCUCCUCUUGCAAACUCCUUCAAUAUCUCAGAUGCAGCCUCAGUUAAAUACAUCAAAGCAUUCUGCUUUUGAAAGGUCAACAGCGCCACGGCUUAGUUUAACAAAAGAAGCUGAAGAUAUUCGAAGCAGUGAGAUGGAAAAAAAACUUCCAACAGUGACCUCCCUGCCUGACCAACCUACUGACCCACUUUAUUUCAGUGAUAAUCCAUCAGACGAAGCAUAUAUUUUAGAUCAAGUCUUACUAGACCCUACAAAUGGUCCAAGUAUAAUUCAAUAUGGGAACCAGUUGCGCCCAAGUGGUUCCCUAAUGCCAAAGAAUAAACUAGUGAACAUUUUUCCCAAUCCACAUGAGAUUUUAUCCCCUAGCUACCGUGUGCCGUUCAUCGGCCCUCACCUUACUUCACCUUCAUCUGAAACAACAGAGGCUGCGCCACAGGACUUCUACCCCAAAAAUACUGUAGACUUUGACUGGGGGAGUGGAGAUUAUUUGGAGACAAUGGCAUUCUUAAGUCCAGAAGAAGAGGACUACUCCCUGGUCACCAAGGUUCCCGACACAUACGAUCAAGAGGACUAUAGAGAACAUUACGAUACAGCCUUUCCCUCCCGGCUAGUCACAUCCCUUUCUUCUUUGCAUCAACUUCAUAUCCUGCCAUCUUCAAGCCUGAUCAUAGUGUAUUCAACGCAUUCACCUCUGACACCAAUGGAUCCCUCUUCUCUUUCCCCAGUUCACUCCACAAUAGAUCACACACUGGAACUUACUCCCACAAUUAGCAGUGAACUAGUAGAAGCAUCAGACAGUAUAGAUUGGUCAGAUACUUAUAGCAUUCAACCAACCGAUGUCCUCUUACCUGACAUGAACAGCUUGGAAUAUUACACCACACAGCUGACUAAGGAGAACUCUGGUUCAGGGAGUGAAAGUGACCAAAGAGGCAAUGUCAGUAUGCUCUCUAUCAGUUCUUCAGGCAUCAUGCCCACCAGCAGCAUCACCAAUAAUGUAAAAGUGACAGAGGAUAUCUCCGAUAAUGAUUUGUCAGGCGUUGAGCCUCAUGGUGAAACAACUAUAAUAAGAACAACAGAGAUUUUCAAUAGCUCAAAGCCUUUUCUGGACCAUUCAGUAGUCACAACACCCUUUCUUGACCCUUCUUCCGCCAUCUGGGCCACUCGUAUGUCAACCACAGAUUGGUCUGCAGGUACUCAUACUGUUGGCCUGCACAGAUCUGUAGUUAUACUACCCAGCCCUACAGAUUUUUUGCCAGAUGGUAUAAUGUCUUCCUUCUCCCUGACGGAUGUCCACUGGUUUGUCACAGAGGUCUUCCCACUAAGUACUACCAUACACCCUACUUCAGUCGACACUGCAACAACAGCCUUCACCUCUGGCCCUACUGAGCAUCCUCGUGCUACAACUGAACAGGCAUUCAAUAUCACCUCCGUCUCAGCCAAUGGUACUUUGAUCCCCCCUGUUGUGUUGGGUGAUGAGGGAGUGACGAAAGAGGAAUUUGGCAACCCAGCCACAAUGACCUUGAUCCCAACCAACAGUGAAGCUGAUGCCAUCGCACCCAUAACCGCAUCUCCAAAUGCCAACACAAGUUCUCAUCAAACUGCCGUUACCCCUGUCAUGGGUGGUGAGUGGCAGACUACAACUCUGACAUCCAGACAGUACCUCUGCAACCUUGAGAAGCCUGAGUAUUUAAUUCAAAUAGGUUUGCCCUCCGGGGCCAAAGUUGGAUAUGCCAAAUCUCAAGUCGGAGAGAUCCUGAAACGAGAAUUCAACAAAUCGGUUGAGUUACAGGUUAUAGAGCCACCACCACAGUUUGUAUUUCGGGUCGUAUCUGAUCCUGUUGUGUACACGGCCAUAUCGGUCAUCAACGCCAUACAAAGGUCAGGACGCCGCUUCCUGUCUGUAUCGGCCUACUGGAUGACACGAGACAAUAAAUACAAAGUUCACACAGUGCUGCAGUUUGUUCCCAGUCACAUAGAUGUACGGUUUUGCAACUUCAGCGAGAGCAUUGAGCGAGGUUUGACCAUGGCCUUUGCAGAAGUGCGUCAGCGCUCCCAGGCGUCAACCAAUUUUACAGUGCAAAUUAUCAAUAUUACCAUGGCUGUUCCUAAAAAUGAGCAACGACUGGGGAGGUAUCCAGUGGACAUCACCUUUACUGUGCGCAGCCCCCAGGGUUAUCUAACGGGGUCAGAGAUCAGCAUUGCUCUUAUGAAGCUCACCAAGGUGGAAUUUAGCUAUUACAUGGGCUUCCCUGUCCUGCAGAUUGCCGAGCCGUUUCAUUAUCCAAAGUUAAACACAAGCCAGUUCCUUCGGUCCUCCUGGGUGAGAACAGUUCUCUUGGGAGUGCUGGACAGUGAAGUGGGCCAGAGGACCUUUCAAGCGAAAAUCGAGCGCAGGGUGGCCAUGUUACUUGGGGAGGCCUUGGGAUUAGUCAGACGUGUCAAGAGAGCCACUAAUGUUGGCAACAGCAGCGUUCAGGUUGUGAGCAUGAACCGGCCUAUGGGUGUGGACCAUCCUUUGGAAGUUGUGUAUUUUGUGGAGCGCCCUGAUGGCCAGAGGGUCCCUGCUGUUGAAAUGGCCAACAUACUCAACAGCUUGGAUGUCCAAAAGGCCGCCAUCAUCUUGGGGUAUCGUGUUGAGGGCGUUUUAGCACAACCUGUAGAGAAGGUGCCAUCGUCACCUUCUGACACUGAGAACCCCAACAUGUGGAUCAUCAUCGGAGUGGUGAUUCCUCUCCUGGUGGUCAUUAUCAUCAUUGCCAUCCUCUACUGGAAAUUGUGUCGGACAGACAAGCUGGACUUCCAACCAGAUGCCAUGACCUCCAUCCAGCAGAGACAGAAGUCUGCUACCUCACAGACCCCCGUUCACAAGGGACUACCUCAACAUGAGAGGGGUAUUGAGUUUAGUGAAGAAGAAGAAGAAGAAUGGAGAUAUGAAGAGGAAGAUGGGGAGUAUGAAGAGAAUGAGGAGGAGGAAAUCAAUGUUAAAAGCAGAAAGGGAACGCUUACUCCAAAGAGCAAACCCAGUACAAGCAGUGAGGAGGAAGUGGAAGAAGGGGAUGAGGAAGAAGAAGAAGAAAUAAAGACGUUUGUCAAGAAACCCUACAAAGCAGAAGAGAAAAAUGCACAAGAAAAAAAGGCAACGCAAAAGAGAAAAGAGGAGAUGAAGAAAAAAGAGAAAAUAACAGUGUUCCCAAACGGGAGGCGAGACAAGCAGGAGUUACAGGCUCCCAGUGUGAAAGGCUUCGACUUUGCUAAGCUGCAUCUUGGCCAGCAGAAUAAAGAUGAUGUUGUGGUGGUCCAGGAAUCUAUCCCAGCGGGGCCUCUGCCCAUCUCAGAUAAGGAAGGCCUCAGUCCUUCCCAGAAUGGUGAUAUCCCCACCCCCAUAUCCAAAAACUCUGCCUCCUCCACCAAGGCAUCCCGUAGCUUUCGAAGACGAGAAAGGAUCUCGCCGUCAGACGGUGAUUCCAUGGUGAGUGACCGCUCCAGUGGGCGCGAGUCAGCUGAGGAGAGCCUGAGAGCUCAGGCCACACCCAGUGACAGCAAGCAGACGCGCAAAAAUAGAAUUGGUCCUCCUCCUACAAAUGGUCUCAAUGAACAGAUGUCCUCCGCUUCCAUAUUUGAACACGUUGAUCGGAUGUCGCGGGCCACAGAUGUAAGCCGAAGACUCCCCAACAAAGUGCAGCUUAUUGCCAUGCAGCCCAUGACGGUCCCACCCCUGAACAGCCACACUGGCAAAUUGCCUGAAACCAGCAAAAUAAACAAGGAGAUCCAAGUAGAAAUGAGGCAGAAAUCGGAGACCGAGCAUCAUCGAAACAAGAUCCGCCUGCGUGCCAAGCGGAAGGGCCACUAUGACUUCCCUACAAUGGAUGACAUAGACGUUGUGGACGUCAAAGACCAGGAUCACAUUUACCAUAAAGCGCAGAUGCAGAUAGAGAAGAUCUUGGAUCGAAAUGCACAGAUUCCCUCCAUCUUCAAGGAACCCCAAAACGGUGCUCGAGGGAGGCGCUCUCCCAAGCAGAGGAUGAAGGAGCUCUCAAAUGGCGCAAUGACAGAUGCAGACAAAGAUCACCUCAUCACUGAAGACGCUGAUGCUGUUUAUAGAAAAUGUCCCGGGGUUAACAAUGUAGCCUAUGUUUCGGACCCUGACCAAGCCCCAGGGUUAACGCACAGAAGCCCAUCCCGCACGGAUGAAGUCUUCCUCGGUCCCGCUUCCUCACCUCCUGGACAUGCCCCGCCCCCACAACCCUACCUACCUCCACAGCCCUCCAUCGAAGAGGCACGGCAGCAGAUGCAUUCGCUGCUAGAUGACGCCUUUGCCCUUGUGUCGCCCACUUCCCAGGGCAGUUCAGCUGGGGUGACUCUGCCAGGGGUCAAUUUCAAUGCUUCUGACUCCAGUCCUCCAGGCCGUGGCCCCAGACCUUGGGGCCCCUCCUAUCAAGGUCUUGGCCCUUACACUGGUAGAUUCAGUGACCUGAGUGUGUCUCCUCCUCUGGUUCAAGGCUUAACAUCAAGGCAGGAUCGUGGUUUGAGCUACCUUCCCCCAGGAGAGGCAGCAGGGCCCGAAGAGCAGCUCCGGCUCGACGACCUUUACUCCAGCAGAGGUCUCUACGCUGAGGCGCUGCCUACCUCGGCUCGGCCGCGGCCAGUAGGGGGUGCUACAGGCGUCCAACUUCAUCAUCUAACACAGGUGGGCCUGGCGAGCCGAAUGAAUGGUUUUCCUGCCGGGGUCAGGGGAUAUCCAGGACACAACGGAGGCAUCAGCUGGAACAACUACCACGAGGACAGUUACUGUAGAGCACUACCAGAUAACAGCGCACAGAUGGCCAGAAGUGUGCUAAGGGAGCCGUCAGCUCCUCCCACCCACCUGGACGCUGGGGCAGGCUACCGGUCAGCCCCACUCUCGCUGGAUACGACCCCUCCCACCCAGUCCUCCGCCUCCUUGAUCAAGGCCAUCCGUGAGGAACUUUUACGUUUGUCGCAGAAACAGGGUUACCACAGCUGAGGUGGCUCCGGCCCCACCUGCUAAUGGGACCAUGCUUCCCGUGGAAGCCCCCCAAGAAGCAAAGCAGAGAGAUAGUCCCGCUAGACGUCAAUAUUAAGGUGGCUAAAGUUUUGUGAAUGAAAUAACCUCCAGUUUGUCACUGUUGGACAAACAUGAAGAACAGUAUAUGAGAACCAGGACUCAGACCUUUUCGAGAUUUAGUUAUUUAGUGUGAUGGUUGUCAUGCGCACAUUGUUUAAAGAAACUGUUCAAAUUCAUCUCAUCUGAGCCAUGCUUUGCCUUGACACUUUGGUGACAUUCAUCUGGCUCCAUAGUAAAGUCGUAGUUCACAGCCAGCGAAUCAGUCCAGACACAAAAGGAGUGUACAGUGCGGACGAUCAACCCAUGAUGCUACCUACUUCUUAGCUUACCUAGCAAAGAGUUAGUCAAAGUUGUUACUUUUGGACUGUUUUCAUUCAAGUCCUUCAAGUUUUGUACAUUUUAUGAAUAAUGUUUAGAGAUGUAAAGCUUUGAAAUGCCUUCAAUUCAUCCUUUGUCAAAUGUAGAUCACAAGGAAGGAAAGACAUGUUGCUACUUGGCAAACGUGUCAUAUUGUAUGUAAUCAGCGCUUGGCCGUAUUUUGCUCCACUGCAUUCAGACUACUUGGUAACGCUCAGGUCUAGUGGAUUAAAAAUAAAAGAAAGGAACAAGAAAAUAGAGGUGGAUCGAGGGUGAUGAAGGAUACACCGACCAGUAAUGGGUUUCCUACAUCGCCAUCUCUAUUUUAUGCAGUAUUUGAUUUUUUUAAAUGCCUUUUUAACACAGGGUACUGGAUUUAUAUUUUGGUUUUUUUUAGGAUUUCUUUUGUUGUUUUUUUUAAAUUGACCUUGCCUUGUGUUACAUGCACCACUAAUUCUGGUUUAUUUCCCUUUUAUGUCAAGGUGAUGUGGGACCUGAAGUUAUGUUUUAUUUAAAUAAAGCAAAAGAACACAA